CGCUAUUCAGCAUAGGGUAGCUCUUAAAGAUUUUUAUGCUUUGGUCGUUGAUUAUGACUUUUCCUUUGAGGCUUUUGGUUGAAUCAAGCCUGUUUAUCUGACCUAUUGACUAGUUCACAAUGCCCUAGGUGAACAAUGCAAUCAUCUCAUCUCACCUCGAUUAUGUUGAGCUGCACCACCAUGCUUGUUGUAAUACGAGCUAUGAAUACUGCCUAUUCUAAACUACCUAAGGGGCUAAAUUUGAUAGGGCGAUCGACGGCUGUACUUGGUAUAGCACUGAGGGAUACAGUAAAGGAGCCAUACCUCACUCAACACGCUAGGUGGGAAAGCAAUGCUACCUUGAUACAUUUUGUUAGGAGUCUUUCAGUUAUCUUUAUCCUUUCUCUUUGUACUUCGUACUCUUGAUGGAUUUUCUGUUCCCCUCUCUUUCCUUGCCUUUGCCUCUAUGAUGUUUUAUGGCACACUCCCUCGACUUAGUAAAAGUCAAGGGACGAAAACAGGGAUAGGGUUUCAUUAGUACCGACUGUGCAUGCAUACACCAAAAUUAGCCAAACAUAAGGAUACAGAGCUAUUACUAGGCACAUGUUGAUAAUCCAUCAUAUCGCUCAUGUUGCCUGCCAUUGAUUUGUAUGCUGACACGGUGUCAGCUCUUUUCUUCGCCGAAGGCAUAAAAAAAAAGAAAAGAAAAGAAAAGAAAAGAAAAGAAAAGAAAAGAAAAGAAAAAGAGAUAGAGAGAGAAGAGAACUGAGAUGAUGUUUCGUAAGCCAAUG
Molecule: messenger RNA, 770 nt
Organism: Aspergillus pseudotamarii
Lineage: Eukaryota; Fungi; Ascomycota; Eurotiomycetes; Eurotiales; Aspergillaceae
Exons: 1
Coding region: 136-405 (89 amino acids)
Source: RefSeq, a predicted model, not a curated record